AUGAAUAAAAUUUCUGGAAUUGAGCCUAAUCCUAAUUUUGCAACCUUCCUUGAAUGCAACACUGAUAUGCUCUUUCGCUUUAAAUCUUUCCUAGCAGGUUCCACUUUAUCUCGUGCUACUGGUCUCAAGAGUUCAGAAGAUAAAUUCUUACUUUCCCGCACAGUUGAAGAUGAAUUGAAGACAGCUAUUGAGAAAUUUGGUAUAAUUAUCAAGAAACCUUUCAGCUUUAGCAAUUUAAUGAACUCAGAUGACGAUGAUAAUGAAAAUAUUGAUUCUAAUCAAUUCAGAGAUAUUAUAGAAGAAAUUGAACCAAAAAAUGAAUAUAUUCCUAAAGAUAGACCUAGUGAAAAAAGAUAA
Strongyloides ratti is the source of this 357-nucleotide messenger RNA. RefSeq lists its product as hypothetical. Lineage: Eukaryota; Metazoa; Nematoda; Chromadorea; Rhabditida; Strongyloididae. The record is from RefSeq and is a predicted model, not a curated record. The coding region runs from base 1 to 357 and encodes 118 amino acids. The transcript has 4 exons.